UUAUAACAAUGCACUUAUAUGCCCAUAAUCCGUUUCAUAAUGAUACCCAUUACGAUACAGAUUUUUCAUUACGAUACAGAUUUUUAAUCAAUAGAAACCCAUAAUUUUUCAAUCAAGCAUGCUGUGCAUUUGACGUUUAUCCUAGGUUCCUAUGUAAUUAUUUUAGAUGUCAAAAUCAGUACGUAUUAAAUUUUCGUAGAUACCUAGCUAAACUUCGAUAAUUUAUCAAAAUGUCUGAUAUCAGCGAUAUAGAAGAAUUACCAUCGACUCCUCCACACAUAUCGGAGAAAGCAGAAAAUGCAGUUCAAAAUAUUUUACCCCAAAAAUCUAAGAAAGUGUACGAAAAACUUUAUCAACGGUUUAUGGACUGGAGAAAUACAAAUAAUAUUUCGACAUUCUCCGAAAAUGUUUUAAUUGCUUAUUUUCAAGAAUUGAUGGAAACUAUGAAAUCAUCUAGUACAUGGACACAUUAUUCAAUAAUAAAAACGUUGGUAAAUAUAAACCAUAAUAUAAACAUUUCUAAAUAUAAGAAACUACAAGCUUUAUUAAAGCGAAAGUCCGAAGGAUAUGUUGGAAAAAAAGCAAAAAUAUUUUCACCUGAACAAAUAAAAACGUUUAUCGACGAAGCACCCGAUGAACGGUUUUUAUUUUUAAAAGUAGCAAUGAUUUUUGGAAUAAUGGGAGCAUGUCGAAGGCAUGAACUACAUGACCUAAAAUGUGAAAAUGUCAAAGAUAUGAAUGGAAUCUUAAUUGUUAAUGUGAUAGAAACUAAAACAAAAGUACAACGAACAUUUACAAUUACCGGCAAAUACUACGAAAUUAGUAAAAAAUAUAUGAAUCUACGGCCUAAAAUUUGCCCCACCCCAUCUUUUUUCGUUAAUUAUUUAAAUGGAAAAUGCACAAUUCAAAACAUUGGUAUUAAUAAAUUUGGUGAUAUAGGGAAGAAAAUAGCAACAUAUUUAAAUCUGCCUGAUCCGAAUUUAUAUACAGGGCAUUGUUUUCGUAGGACAUCUGCAACCGUAUUAGUAGAUGCCGGUGGUGAUAUUACUACAUUAAAACGCCAUGGUGGCUGGAAAUCCAAUUCAGUGGCAGAAGGCUACAUUGAAAAUUCGGUUCAGAAUAAAAUCAGCAUUUCCAAUACAAUAUUGAACUCUAUUGAGACUAGCAAUAAUGAAAUAAAUGUAAAUAUUCCUUCCACUUCCAGAUCAGUGGGACCUGGAAUAAACUUUUCAAACUGCACAAUAAAUAAUCUUAAUAUUUUUAAGAAAUCGGAUUAAUUACAAUUAUUAUAUGUUGAAUAUAAAUACAAAUAAAAUGUUUAUAGUUUUCUUGUAUCUAUGGCAAUACCAAUACCCGAGGUAUUAAUUACAAUUUUGUAGAUUUUUUUUUAUAGAAAUACGAAUAAUUACUGUUACCUAUUGUGUUCAAUAAAAAUAUAAAAUUUAUGGUUUUUGAUUAUUUAUCGGGUGUAGAAAAAAUAGCGUAUGCAACUCUCAUGUAAUGGUUAUUAAUACACUCGCAUAAACCAUACGAAACUCGCCUUCGGCUCGUUUCGUAUCCCGGUUAAUGCUCGUGUAUUAAUAACCAUCAUUACAUGAUCGUUGCAUAAUAUACUAUUAUCGACUUAUUAGUACAAGGCUGAAAUUUUUUUCUCAAAUAGCUUACGAGAUAAAAGAACAAAAAAAUUAACUCUGCCAAUCGUUUAAUGUUGCUAAAGCUUCGGCAGAGUCAUGAAAAUGCAUAAACUGCCAACAGCAACCGCUGCGCCAAAAUGAUAAGAUCGUUCUAAAUUAUUGCAUUUACCUGCAUUAAAUGUAGAAGUUCCUAGCUAUUUUUUACAAUCAAUUUAUUUGUUUAAAAAAAUUAAGUAAACUUUGUUUUCUUUUUAAAAGCUGGUCAAGUUUAUUUCUGUAUGUUUC
Anoplophora glabripennis (Asian longhorned beetle) is the source of this 1919-nucleotide messenger RNA. RefSeq lists its product as uncharacterized. NCBI's taxonomy places the organism in Eukaryota, Metazoa, Arthropoda, Insecta, Coleoptera, Cerambycidae. Gene Ontology annotation, biological process: DNA recombination; DNA integration. The transcript is spliced from 2 exons. The record is from RefSeq and is a predicted model, not a curated record. Gene Ontology annotation, molecular function: DNA binding. Bases 231 to 1277 code for a protein of 348 amino acids.